AUGGAUUCUGAAGAUUUGGAACAUAAACAAAUGAAAGUUCUUGUAAAUUCGACAUUCUUAGGAAUAUUUUUUGUUGAAAUUUUAUUUGGAAUUCGUGGUAUAAUUAUUUUACCAAUGAGAACAGAUUAUUUGCUUGUAUUACUUUUCGUUAUUUUUGUAUCUGGGAUAUAUACUAUUGUCGAGAAAAAAUUAAUCUAUUUAUUAGCCUUUUGUGUAAUUCAUAUCAUACCAAUCAUGGUUUUAAUUAACAUUGCGGUCGAUGACAUUUUAAAUAUUGAAGAUGAAUAUGUUGACAUAAAUGGAUUUGAAGAUAACAAGGAAGACAAGGAAGAGUUGAAAAAAUUUGUUAAACCUAAUAUUUUUGCCAGUGCUAUUCUAAGAAAAAUGUAUUACGAAUUUAGAUACUGGGAUGUUACUAAAAUUUCAAUACCAAGUGAACUACGAGGAUCUUACAUAAGUUACAAAUAUUAUAAUUUCAUUUUACACAUUUUGUUACAUUUUAUUGUCACAUUUCAGGGACUUCUUACUACUUACAACAUAUAUGAGUAUACUAUAAAUAAUAGUAAUGUUGAAAUGGCAAUUACGAUGUCAAUACGUUUAUUGCCGUUCUUUUAUAUGACAUUCAGUUCAAAAAUUAUUAGAUUGGAAUCAAAGUGGCGCGUAUUUUUGAUUUAUAUUUCUCUUAUUUGGCAAAUAAUUAUCACAAUACGUGAUUUACAAAAUGAUUCAAAAUAUUUAUUCGGUAUACACGGAGUAACUUUAGUUUUAACAUGUUUAUUAUUUUUAAAUACAAUAGUAUGUCAUUUAAAUUUUGGUAAAAUUGAUAAAAGCGGCAAAGAACUUAAAUAUUAUCUCGAAUUUGAUCCUGAAUUGAAGGAUGAAUACGAGUAUUCAAAAUUAAAUAUUGUUGAUGAUGAAUCGGAUUCAGAAUUAUUUUAUAAACAUUAUUGGAAAUCCAUUAAAAAGUUACCCAACUUUCUUAAAGAAUGGUUGAUAGAUGAUCAAGCACAAAGAACGUCAAAUACGAAAAAUACCGUUCCAAAAGUGAUUAUAUAA
Molecule: messenger RNA, 1056 nt
Organism: Funneliformis mosseae
Lineage: Eukaryota; Fungi; Glomeromycota; Glomeromycetes; Glomerales; Glomeraceae
Source: the annotation of a GenBank genome assembly